AAAUUUGUACCGAUGUCAACCAUGGAGAACCCGGAAAACAUUGUGUGGCAUAAGUGCUCGGUGGAGAAACUUGAUAGGCAACAAUUACUUAAGCAGAAAGGCUGUGUCAUAUGGAUUACUGGUUUAAGUGGUUCAGGUUUGUUUCUAUUCUCUUUUGCUAUAUGAAAUGCUAAUUGGCGUCGCAGAAGCAAUCUUUGUUAUCUGCACAUGCCCACAAUGUUUCAGCUCUUUUCUUACAUAGUUAAACUUGCGUAGAAGUAAUCAUGCUGAUACGGCAUAUAACCCUUCUGGCAUUAUGCAUCUCAAUAACCAGAAGGCAAGGUGAUGAUACCUGCAUGAAAGGAAAAAGCACUGUGGCAUGUGCUUUGAGUCAAGGCUUGCACAUGAGAGGAAGGCUAACCUACAUACUUGAUGGUGACAACGUUCGUCAUGGUCUAAAUCGUGAUCUUAGUUUCAAAGCAGAAGAUCGUGCAGAAAACAUACGAAGAAUUGCCGAGGUAGCUAAGCUCUUUGCGGAUGCUGGCGUCAUUUGUAUUGCUAGCUUAAUAUCUCCCUACGGAAAGGACCGAGAUGCCUGCCGUGCAUUAUUUCCUGAAGGAGAUUUUAUUGAGGUGUACAUGGACGUGCCGCUGCACGUGUGUGAGAAUAGGGACCCAAAGGGACUCUACAAGCUUGCACGAGCUGGAAAAAUCAAAGGCUUUACAGGGGUUGAUGAUCCAUAUGAGCCACCAUUAAAGUGUGAGAUAGUAUUGCAGCAGAAGGGUACGGAUUGUGUCACCCCAGGCGAGAUGGCUGAAACCGUGAUAUCAUAUUUGGAGGAGAAAGGGUAUCUGCAGGCGUGAUAGAAGAAAAGGUCUUUAAAGUUGGUUGGUUGGUACCAGUUGCGGCCUUUCCUGCAACGUAACAUCCUACAAAGAACAUAGUUUUACCAGGGAAGAAGUAAAACGAAGAUGUAAGUUAUUUUCUCGUUCCCUGCAGCUAGGAAAUUGUUCGUUUCCUGCAUAAUCCAGUUCCUUCCAUCGAGUUAAUUAAUCGAUUUAUUUUGUUUGAAAGCUGCCUUGCGCAAUGUGGCUUUCGAACAUUCAACUAGCAAUAAAGUAGUGGAAGGGAAGUUAGGGGAGGAAUUUCAUGUUUUCAGUGUCAUUGUGUAAUGAAGUUGGACGUCUAGAUAGUUGUCGUGGAUGCUCGUGCUUGAUUGGAUAUACAAAGUUUAUGCUGAGGUGGCUGGGGGGAUCAAAACAGCGUCGUCUUGAUCCUUUUAUUAUUGUCCUUUUUACGGCCUUACCCCUCACAAAACCUAAAAGCCAAUUUUCCUUGCACAAUUCUUUAUCUUUCUUCCUUCUUAAUUUACGGGAAAUCUCUCCCAUCUUAUUGUAAAAUAUAUGUUUAAGCUGAAUAUGCAGUUGGUUUUAAGAUUU
Molecule: messenger RNA, 1418 nt
Organism: Malus domestica (apple)
Lineage: Eukaryota; Viridiplantae; Streptophyta; Magnoliopsida; Rosales; Rosaceae
Source: RefSeq, a predicted model, not a curated record